Molecule: messenger RNA, 432 nt
Organism: Fraxinus pennsylvanica
Lineage: Eukaryota; Viridiplantae; Streptophyta; Magnoliopsida; Lamiales; Oleaceae
Source: the annotation of a GenBank genome assembly
AUGUCGAACAAGAACAAUCCCAUCAAAGAAGAUCAAGAAGAAGAAAAAGAGAUCAAAAAAGAGAAUAAUUCGUCACAAUCCCAGUUGGAAAAUAUUGAUUCUUGUCAACAAGAAGAUGCAGGAAAAAAACCAGAAGAUGAGACCGAUCAUAAAGAAGAAGAAGAAUCCAAAAUUCUAAGUUUAGGAGAAUCCAAGGUAGCUGAAGACGAUGAUGGGUUCAAAACUCCGACAUCUUUAGACCACAAAAUCCCAGCGAUGACACAGUGCCCACCAGCCCCCAAGAAAAUCCUGCCAGAACCAUCGCUGAAGAGAAAAGCAUCGCCUCCAAGAUUUGAUGUAUCAGAUGCCGAGGUGGAAUCGAUAUUUUCUCCGAUAUCCGAAGACCUUAAAUUGAAGAAACCUAGAAGAGAUGAUGAUGAAGAUAAAGAAUAA